UUCCGCCUUCCUAUUCUCUUCCACCGUCGCUUGACUUUGACUCCUUCAGCCACCUCAAAAGACAAAAGGGAAGCCUUUUUCUUCUUCUCGUCGUCGGCCCCUUUCCAUCCUCCACUUCGAUCUCGGUUUUAAUUCAGAGAAAGAGAAGGCGAGGAUUGAGAACUAAUUAAUAAGACUGAGAAUAUGCAGAUGAAUCUAACGCGACGUUUCUUCCUCCGAGCCGCGCUAUUCGUGCUCCUCGGCGGUUCUUCUGCGGCUGUCCUCUUCGUCUCCGGCGAUGCUAUCCAAGCUCAUGGAUCUACUGGUCGGAAUCUCCUGCAGGCGAAACAGCAUUGCCCAAUCAACUUUCAGUUCAUGAACUACACAAUCAUUACAAGCAAGUGCAAGGGACCCCAAUAUGCUGCCAAUCCCUGCUGUUCAGCCUUCAAGGAAUUUGCUUGCCCUUACGCAGAUCAGCUAAAUGUCCUAACCAAUGACUGUUCUUUUGUCAUGUUCAGCUACAUAAACCAAUAUGGAAAGUACCCGGCUGGUCUUUUUUCGUCUGAAUGCAAAGAUGGUAAGGAAGGGCUUAACUGCACUGCAUAUAUCAGCAAGCCAGAUAACUCUACUUCAAGCUCCUCUGCUCGCAUGUAUGGCAGCUUUCUCCCGUUAGUUAGUGCUGUAUCUGGUUUUGUUAUGGCAAACCUUCUCCAUUGUAUUUGAUGAGAAUCUGAUUAGCACAAUAGGCUAUUUCAAAAA
Dendrobium catenatum is the source of this 738-nucleotide messenger RNA. Its product is annotated as GPI-anchored protein LLG1. The transcript is spliced from 3 exons. The record is from RefSeq and is a predicted model, not a curated record. Lineage: Eukaryota; Viridiplantae; Streptophyta; Magnoliopsida; Asparagales; Orchidaceae. Bases 184 to 702 code for a protein of 172 amino acids.